Molecule: messenger RNA, 884 nt
Organism: Scutellospora calospora
Lineage: Eukaryota; Fungi; Glomeromycota; Glomeromycetes; Diversisporales; Gigasporaceae
Source: the annotation of a GenBank genome assembly
AUGCCAGCCACAGUUGCUUAUCUUUGUUAUUUGGGUUAUGAAAUUGCUAGGGAUCCAACAACUGUCCCUAUCUUAUCAUUAACAUUACUUGCUGCUGUAUAUGGUUUACAAGCAGUUAUAUUUAUUCUUCGUAGAAAAUGGGAGCAUGUUGGUUGGAUGAUUGUUUAUAUCCUUGCUAUGCCUGUAUUUUCUUUCUACUUACCAGUUUAUGCAUUCUGGCAUUUUGAUGAUUUCUCUUGGGGUAAUACUCGUGUUGUUGUUGGUGAAAAAGGAAAAAAAUCAACUGUAGCUGAUGAAGGAAAAUUUGAUCCAAAAACUAUUCCUAGAAAAAAAUGGUCUGAUUAUGAACAAGAAUUAUGGGAAGUUAAUACACAAGGAUCUCAAGAUUCUGCUCAUACAAGAAUUUCGGAUCGUUCUUAUCAUUCUAAUCGAUCAAAUAAGAAAUUGGUAUCUGCUCCUGGAUCUCAAGCUGGUUCUGCUUAUGGAGAUUAUUAUGAAGAACGUGGUGGUAUGAAAAGUCGUUCUCGUUCACGUUCACCUGCACCUCCAUAUAUGGAUGAAAAUAUUAGAUCAAAUCAUAAUCUUAUUGGUGCCGAUAUGCGAUCAUCUCAAUCCCGUUCAACACGUCCUGGAGAUUCAGCAAGUCAUCGAGGAUCAACUCUCGUACGUGUUGACAAUGAACUUUCUGGAUCACGGCCGGCUAGUCUUAUAGAAGCAGGUUAUUAUGGUAGUUCAAUAAUAGAUAGUGGUUUCCCUUCUGAUGAUGAAAUACUGCAAGAGAUUCGAAAUAUUUUAUCUGCAGCUAAUUUGAUGACAAUAACAAAAAAACAAGUACGGGAUGACUUGUCUAAUUACUUUGGUAUGGAUAUAAGCUCAAAGAAAGA